This is a messenger RNA of Theobroma umbraticum, 1118 nucleotides long. RefSeq lists its product as uncharacterized. NCBI's taxonomy places the organism in Eukaryota, Viridiplantae, Streptophyta, Magnoliopsida, Malvales, Malvaceae. The record is from RefSeq and is a predicted model, not a curated record.
AUGCAGCUUUUAUAUGUCCCUCAAUAUUGUGAAUUACAGCAGAUCCUUCAGUGGCUCUUUAAGGUGGCACAUGAACAGGGAGGACAAUAUACUACUAGUCCUUCCAACAAGAAAACUGCUGAAGAUCAAGAUGAUAAACGCAGAGAGAUAAUUUUGUCUAAGCAUAGAAGAUCAAAAAGUAAGAAGUUUAAACCAUUUAUAUUUCUAUGCAAUAGAGAUGUUGCAAAGGCUUGCUUCUAUAGUACCAUCUAUUUGAGAAGAACCGGGAGCUCCCACAGAAGACAGCAUUGUGCCCAACCCAUGAAGAUGAAGAAAGAAGAUAUUGCUGGACGAUUAGUUGUUGGUCACAAGUCGGAUUUGGCUACUCAUACAGGGAACAAAGUUCAACCGCUAAUUGACGGGGCAUUAUCAUCCUCUACUGACAAAAAUGAUCAAUGUAGCACCAGUGGAAAGAAAGACAAGCAUAAAGGGGAUAAAACAAAAGCCAUGUCAAGAAUGAAGGAGUUGCUGAGGUGGGCUGCUGCCGCAAAAUCAGAGAAAGGAGGGAAGUCCAUUGGCAGAAAGGUUUUGCACUUCAGGAACCGUGGAGCUCUAAAAUCAGUGCCAGAUGAUGAUCAACUUAGCAAUGACUCUCCUAAGAUAAGUUUUAGAUGGGAUGUGGAGAGCUGCUCCACUACUUCCUCCGCCUUUUCAGGAAUUUCGGCGAUGUCUUCGUUGAAAAAUGAUCAAACCUGCAACAUCGUAUCAUUGAAUUCAACUCCUAUACAUGCAGUUGGCCUAAAUCGUUGCUCUAGCAGGAGAGGAAAUUGGAUAACUACAGACUCUGAAUUUGUGGUGCUGGAGCUAUGAGAUAGAUUAGGAGGGUCAAGGCUGAAGCUGAUGUUUUCAGGGUUGAAUCAGCUACUUGAUGUAAAAUAAAUAUAUCAGCAUAGCUUAAUUAGAUGAAGUAAUGCUCAUUUCUUGUUUCCUGAGAUAUAUUAGACAUUUCUUUGAAUGUAACAUUAGUGCUUAGGAUCUGAAAUGUAACACCAGAUUAUUGAAGAUGGCCUACAUAGCGACUUCAACUCAUUAUCUAUUAAUUUGCAUUAAAUAAGAGAAUGUCUGGUCUGUGGUGUAUG